UUUAGAUCAAGAAAGUUUUAUUAUAUGACAGUCAGAGCUGUAGGGAUCUUCAUGAGGUUAAGAUUUUUUUCUCAGAUUUUAUAGUUCCUUAAGAUGUUGAAACAUCUGUUUCUGGUGUGUUUAACCUUGACCUUGCCCGUCAAGGCCAAGAAAUGUAACAACCUACCCCCUAACCUUGAUAAAAUCACGAGAAGUGUCGACAUCACAAAACUGGACCUGCUGCCUCUGGACGUCAUCAACGGUGACGACUUUCUGAGACCAGUGGUCAGCUUGACCUGUGAGGAAGGAAAAACAUGGAAGAAUGCUAACGGCACGAACUUUGACCUACCUGAUCAGGUGUGGCAGAUUACCACGGUGCCCAGUGGCUGGCUGUCACCCGAGAUCAACACCUACAAAUCUCACGCGGACGUACGAGAAGCCAUGAUAAACUCUGCAGGGGUGGACUCCCACCUCGGUCGGUUCGCCUUCUCAGACAGCAAUUCUUACAAGAAACUACAGCACACGAUAGCUACCAAAAACAGAUUCGUCACUGUCCUGUCGGCGUUCGCUUCAACAACCCGCGUGGAUAUCAACCCGCCUGAGGGGCUGUCCUUAGACAACCACGUUCAAGAUUACAUAAAUACAAACUUGAAUGAUACUUACGAUAACAACCCGGAUGCUUAUAUUAAGUUUAUAGAGAGAUACGGCACGCAUUAUUUCACUACAGCUAAAUUUGGUGGAUGUAUUAGGGUGAUGUUUGAAAUCACAAAAGAUUAUUUUUACUCAAACGAAAACGAGGUAGACAUCAACGUUAAAACGACAUACGAUCAUUUAUUAGGGGAAAAGCAAGGCAGCAUUGAUGAAAAGUUUACAAAAUCUUCAGUUCAAACUGUGAAAUACUACGGCGGUGACGUUGAUAUCCUAAGUAAAGUUGGGUUUAGAAACUGGCAGCCGAGUGUUGAAAAGAAUCCCUGGCUUUUUUCUGGAACCGUCAAGCCAAUUAGUAAUUUAAUUAACAAUCAGACUAUCCAGGACUCUAUGAUUAAAGCUGUGAAAAUAUACGAAAUGAAGAGUUUCUUAAACGACCUCCGUGUGAUUAUUACCAAAGCAAAAGAAAAGUCCGAUAACUCUGUAAUCAACUCAUUGCAUAAUCGGGUUACGAUGAUGAUGACUUCAAGUAAAUAUGAAGAGCUUGAAGUCCAAACUUUAGCGCAAGAUGUUGAAGAAUAUCUAACAGUCCCUAGUUGGUUUAGUCAAGAGACGCAACUCUGUCUUCACUGGAGUGGGACCAGUGACUGGCACCAAUGUGGUGGGGGUGUGCCCCAGCUUUUAUGCGCCACCCCCAACUCCCUGACGCAGUGGUACGCCGAUUGGACUGACUGGAGAAGUGGGGGGUGCAAGAUGAAAUGGGGCGUCGAAUCGAAGAACCCACCAGCCUGGUUUAAAGAAGUUCGCCUAUGUUAUCAAUGGUACGCGGAGGAUAAUAUAAAACAAUGCGGGAAUCACAAAGGGCAGACGUUUUGUGCUGCCGUCAACAGCUACACACAGGAGUAUUUGGACGACACAGACAACCGCAAGGGAGGGUGCAAGAUGCGCUGGAAGCUGCAAGUUCCGGAGGGCGCGCCCUUGUGGAUGAGGGCGUCCAGGCUGUGUUUUAACUGGCAGGAGAACGGGGAUAUCGGGCAGUGCGGGGGUGGGGCGCCACGGGAACAAUGCGCGGCGGUCAACGACUGGACGGGAUAUUAUCUCGACGAUACGGACAACAGGAAGGGGGGAUGCUCCAUGAGAUGGGGGAUUAAAACUUCCAACUAA
This is a messenger RNA of Physella acuta, 1791 nucleotides long. RefSeq names its product perivitellin-2 67 kDa subunit. The record is from RefSeq and is a predicted model, not a curated record. NCBI's taxonomy places the organism in Eukaryota, Metazoa, Mollusca, Gastropoda, Physidae.